AUGGCCGACCUCCACGAGGCACUGAAGAAGCUUUCGCCCACCACCUGGACCUCCACGCCCCACGACAACAAUGGCGAACUCCCCACCUACCUCACCGACAUCUUCACCGCCGCCGAGCUCCUUGUCAACAGCGUCCCUCCACCUCCCAACGGCAACUCCUUCGCCACCGCCCAACCCCAAUUCACCACCCCCAACUCCGCCAAAUCCUCCAAGGACGUCCACUCCUCUUCCGCCCGCCCCGCACCUCCAGACGCCGCCCACGCAGCGCUGCAGAAACAAUGGGGCAAGCCGAUGAAGUACUCGCAGAAAGACAACCCGCUCAACGUAGCCUUGUACAAAACCGCCGGGCACGACCGACAUGGAGCCUGGUUCGCGCGGCAUCAGGUCAUGGAGGGUAUUAGCUUUGGCAAGUUCGAGAAGGCGUUGAAGCGGGAGUUUCCUGAGACGUUGCUCGUGCAAGGACAGCCUGGAGCUGGCGCAAAGAGGGGGUUGAGUGCUGAUCGGCGGGUGGAGAGAAUAGAUGCGGAUGUGGAUGGGGUGGGGAGGAUGGAGGUGUACCAAUUAAGUGCGCAGAUGCCUCCGCCGGUCAGUCCGAGGGACUUCUUGACGUUGCUGUUGAGUACGGAUAAGGGAUUGACGGAGAAGAGCGGGGCGGAGCUGGAUAGCGGGAAGAAGCAUGUGCCAAGGAGUUAUAUGGUUGUCUCGAGACCGUUGGAUCAUCCGGACGCGCCGCCGAGGUCGAGCUUUGUACGAGGGCAGUAUGAGUCUGUGGAGCUGAUACGGGAGAUUCCUUUGCACGUGUCGAAGUCGACGGCAGAUUUGUCUAAAGAUGGCGAGGUUGAUCCAGAGUUGAAUCCUGUGGAAUGGAUCAUGAUCACCAGAAGUGACCCAGCUGGAGGCGUCCCGCGAUUCCUAGUCGACAGAGGGACACCAGGUGCUAUGCUUACUGAUGUGACGAAGUUCUUGGAUUGGGCCUGCGCUUAUGAGCAGGUUCCGGACCAAGACGAGGAUCUGGAACUACAACUUACGAACUCGGCGAAGAUGACGGAGGAGAUGUACGCUCAGCAGACAGGAGUUGCUGCAGGCGAGAGGACUGCAGCAAAACCUACAGAAGCGCCUACUCCGCAAGUACAAGAACCUGCUCCACAACCCUCGGAGGAGACACCCCGUGAGACUCCCACUCCAGCCGUCGACGGCGCACCACAACCCGCACCCCAACCAACGGAGCCCGGCAUGCUCUCCAACGUCAUGCAAUCCGUCGGAGCAGGAGCGACCAGCUACGCCCCAGCCCCCGUAGCCUCCUUCGUCAACCGCCAACUCGGCACCGACACUCCCUCCCAAGACCUCUCCGACGACGACACCUCCUCCACCUCCUCCGUCGACUCCUUCCUCUCGGCCCGCGAAAUGCGCCGCCUCUCCACCGCCCCGGAAGCGCCUCCCCGCGCCUCCACCGAGAACCUCUCCAUGCGCAGCGUCACCUCCUCUACUUCCUUAUCCAACCGGGACAAGAAAUCCAUGACCCCCUACGAAAAAGACCUCCACCGCCUCACUCAGCAGCGCGAGAAACUCGACCAGAAACUCGCCAAAAAGCGCGAAGCCGAGGAGGAGAAACUCAAGUCCUCCGCGCAAAAAGAACAAUCCGAACAGGACAAAGCUCGCGAACGAAUGGAACGCGAGAUGCGCAAGACCGAAGACCGUCAUAGGAAAGAAAUCGAAAAGCUCGAAGCGAAGCGCUCACGCCGCGCGCAGAAAGCCGAAGAGCGGAAGAAGAAAAGGGAAGAAGGGGAUAAAAUGUCCCUCGUCGCGCGCGAACGGGACGAAGCGAGGGGGCAGAGGGAUUUUUUGAAACGGGAGAACGAGUUGUUACGGGAGCAGGUGGAGGGGCUGCAGAGGGAGAAUAAUGCGUUGGCUGGACGAGGUGAAUGCUGGCAGGAGUAG
Molecule: messenger RNA, 1938 nt
Organism: Saxophila tyrrhenica
Lineage: Eukaryota; Fungi; Ascomycota; Dothideomycetes; Mycosphaerellales; Extremaceae
Exons: 2
Coding region: 1-1938 (645 amino acids)
Source: RefSeq, a predicted model, not a curated record